AAACGCCAGACCAUCCGACAGAUUAUUAUUUAUUCGGCUCAUUGGUCUAAUACAAUACACUACACUUAGACUAAAAGUAGCCUAAUAAAUGAUGGAAGAAUCAUCAGAAAAUGUGUUUCAUUUUAAAGAUGAAAAACCAACUCCAGAUAUCAUAAAUGAUUAUCCCAGUUCAUUGCAUGAUAAUGGUGUGCCACUAGUAAUCGACAAUGGUACUUAUCAAUGUCGCGCUGGCUGGGCCUGUGCAGAUAACCCAAGUCUAAUUUUUAAAAACCUCACUGCAAAACAAAAAGGGAAAAAAAAUCAAAAUGAAGUUGAAACACUUUUAGGAAAUGAUAUAAUGAGCAUGGAGCCAGCAAAAUGGAUAUUGAGAUCACAGUUUGAUAGGAACAUUGUCACUCUUUUUGAUAUUCAGGAGCAGAUGUUUGAUUAUUUGUUCUCUCAUCUGGGGAUUACAACUGAAGGAUGUGUUGAUCAUCCCAUAGUGUUAACAGAAGCAGUGUGCAACCCUAACUAUACCAGACAGUUGAUGUCAGAGCUGUUAUUUGAAUGUUAUCAUGUGCCUCAACUGUGCUAUGGAGUAGAUUCUCUCUUCAGCUUUUAUUAUAAUCAUCCAAAUCCAGAGACUGCUGAUGCCCUGAUUGUUGACUGUGGCUAUCAGGCAACUCACAUUCUGCCUGUGUUGGAUGGAAGAAUUUACCCAACCCAGUGUCGCAGAAUCAACAUUGGCGGUGGCUAUGUAGACUGGUUUCUACAGCGUUUGCUACAGUUAAAGUAUCCAGGCCAUGUAAAUGCUAUUACCAUUAACAGAGUAGAGGAAAUGAUAAAAAACCAUUGCUACAUGGCCACAGAUUUCCUCUCGGAACUAGCCCAGUGGGACGACAAUAACUACUUUGAAAAAAAUGUUAGAAAAAUGCAGCUUCCAAUGGCACUGCAGGCAGCUGUUUCACAAAUGAAUGCAGAACAACAGAAAGAAAGAAGGAAACAGCAGAUCUCACGUCUCCAGGAGGUAAACACUAAGAGAAGGCUUGAAAAGCUGCAGUCUGAUGAAACAGAGCUACAAAAGUUGCUGGAGAUCCAAGAAUUAAUUCUUACAGAGGAAGAUGAUGAUGUUGUAGUGGGAGCAUUAUCUGAAGUGGGUUUAAACAGAGUUGAGGAUUUGCAAGAGGCUGUUGACAGACUUUCAGCUAGCAUUCAAAGAGCCAAAGCAAAGAUCUUAGGACAAGAACCUGCACCCAUUGAACAAGAGAGCAAAGAGCCCUCCUUUCCUCUGUUGGACAUACCAGAUGAAAUGUUGACCCCAGAUCAGCUAGCAAUUAAAAAACGACAAAAAAUCCUCAAAAGUGCGAGAGAAGGCAGAAAAAAGGCUUUGGCACUUCAGAGGGAAAAAAGACUGAAGGAAAAGGAGGAAGAAAAAAAACUUGAAGAAAGAAAGAGGGUAGAUUUCAAUGGGUGGCUAAUGGAGGUCAGGGCCAAGCGACAAAAAAUUUUAGAUUCUCGUAAUGCAAGGAGACAGAAGAAAUCUGAUAUGACAAAAAGAAGAACCUAUGCCUCGCAACAAAGAAUGAGAAUAAUAUCACAACUUGCUGCACAGCCUUCCAAGAAGGGAGACAACUUUGGACAAAAUGAUGCAGACUGGGAUGUGUAUAAAGAAAUUAAUCGAGAAGGUGGAACCAGCGACUCUGAUGCCGAAGAAGAAAAGUUGGAAGAGUUGGAGACAAUUUUAAAAGAACAUGACCCUGAAUUUCAAAAAGAUCUGGAUAUGGGAGGACUCUCAGGAGAAUUUGAUGUUGCUGAGUACUACAGACUCCAUCUGGGUGUUGAGCGGAUGAGAGUUCCAGAGCUUCUCUUCCAACCCUCCAUGCUAGGACUUGAACAGGCUGGCCUGACUGAGACAAUGGAAUUUAUCCUGGGAAAACUCAGUGCAGACAUUCAAGACAGAGUUGUGAAGUAUGUGUUUCUAACUGGAGGAAAUGCCAACUUCAUAAACUUUAAGGAUAGAAUCGAUAAAGAAUUGUUACAAAUGAGACCUUUCCAAAGCUCUUACAACAUUUUUUCUGCAGCCAAUCCAAGUUUAGACGCCUGGUAUGGUGCUCGUAAAUUUGCGCUGUCACCCCAGUUUGCAAAUAGUUGUAUCACAAGAAAAGAGUAUGAAGAAAUGGGGGAAGGCUAUUUCCGUGAACAUGUGGCAUCCAACAAAUAUUUCCCAACACCUAUAGUUACAACACUUUGAAGUUUUGUCUUGUUACUGUUAAUUCUGGUUUUUUUUUUAAUUACACACUUUGUACUGUAAUUGUAAUAUAAUAAAUGUAGCUUUAAAUU
Messenger RNA from Physella acuta, 2319 nucleotides. Its product is annotated as actin-related protein 5. The record is from RefSeq and is a predicted model, not a curated record. Lineage: Eukaryota; Metazoa; Mollusca; Gastropoda; Physidae.